AUGCUUGGUAACAGAAGUAUACCACAGAACGAAAGUGAUUAUGUAGCCAACCAAGACAACGAUGAAGGCGAGUGUGAUGGGUUAAAUGGGUGUUUUGAAGAUAUCCCGGUUCCCGGUGAAGCAUACUACAUAUUUUAUGCACUUUCGGCCAUACUGAUCGGCGUUGGCAACCUACUGGUCAUCAUAGCUGUCUUUAGAAACAAGAAGUUACGCAGUUCAGCCACAAAUAUUUUGAUUGUGUCAUUAGCCUUUUCUGAUCUUUUUAUUGGACUGUUAUAUUGCCCGUAUGUAGUUGUAGAUUUAGUUGUCGGCGGAGUACAAAUGAAGGAAACGUACCUCUGCCGAGGUUUUGUAGUAAUCACCCGUACCUGCUUAACGGCGACAACAUUCGCAUUAGUUGCAAUAGCUAUUGAUCGGUAUCGUGCCAUUGUUCAGCCAAUGCAGAGGAGAAUCUCUGUGCAACAGGCGAAAGUAAUGUCAAUCAUUGUAUGGGUUAUGGCUUUUCUGUAUAACAGCGAAGUAUUUGUCACAUACAAGAUAGUUUUCGAGAGUUGGCAGGAAGACGGGCAGAACUUCUCAUAUUACGUAUGUGAUAUACAGUAUGAGUUAGUAUAUAUUGAGAGUAGAUACAUGAUAGCCAAUAUGAUUGUGAUUUACUUACUUCCAUUGUUACUUUUAAUUUUUCUUUAUGCGAAAAUGAUACAUGUGUUAUAUUCGGGUUCAUCGAUCAACGACGAGUCUAGGCGGCGUAAAAGGAAGGCUGUGAAAAUGCUGAUUCUCGUUGUAAUAUUGUAUGCUUUGUCUUGGGGGCCUUUUCGGGUUCAUGCAGUGCUUUACGCUUAUGAUGAAAGUUGGUUUACUGAUUCCAAUUUUAUCUACACUAUCAUAUCUUUCGCAUUCACGGCAAACAGCUUUGUUAAUCCUAUGAUUUACGCUUACUGUAACAAGAAUUUUCGCGAUGAAUUUGUCUUCAUCUUAAGUUGCGGCAUAAAGAGCCCGGCGAAAAAGGCGGCGAGUAAUACUAGCAAGGUGACAAAAAACACGUAUAUGAGCGAAUCGAUAUCAACUAAGCCUUUGGCAGACAGUGAAACAGGGAGUGGAGCCGACAGAAACGGCACGGUGUACGAAAACCAGGCUCUUGAAAUGGAUAGCAUCGACAAUGUCGUACGGAAUAUAGAGAAUGUCAGUAAUAAUGAGCAACGUACCAAUGGUGGAAAUAAUGAUGUAACGACACGGCUACCCUCGCUCCAAAUGUCUGAUGAUAAUGCGCAGCCUGUGUCUGUUUCGCAGGGAACGCAGACUAUCCUUGGGUAG
Messenger RNA from Saccoglossus kowalevskii, 1314 nucleotides. Its product is annotated as QRFP-like peptide receptor. Gene Ontology annotation, molecular function: G protein-coupled receptor activity. The record is from RefSeq and is a predicted model, not a curated record. Gene Ontology annotation, biological process: G protein-coupled receptor signaling pathway. NCBI's taxonomy places the organism in Eukaryota, Metazoa, Hemichordata, Enteropneusta, Harrimaniidae. Gene Ontology annotation, cellular component: membrane.